GAGGAAGAAAAUGGGAUGACUUUUCUUUAAAUAAUAUUUUAAUUGAGUCACCUACAGCAAUCGAAAGCGGAAGAAAAGAAGAAGAAGAAUAUGAGAGAAAUAAACAACAUUAGGGACACACACACUCAAUUCAAUUUGAGCCGUUGAUUUUCCAGAUCGCCGGAGAAUGGAGAUGUGAUAACCAUUCACACCUACUCUCUUACUCUCUCUCUCCCUCUCAUAUUACUUGCUGAGCCCUUCCUCCUCUGGUUUCCUCGAUCCAUUUGUCUUUCUCUUCAAUGGCGGCUCCCAGGAUCCUUACCGGCGAUGGCAGUGUUAGGUUAUUGAGAGACGAAGAGAAUGCAAAGGAAGAAGAAGACGAUUCUCCAUCCGGAAAGAAGCCCAAAUUCGAUAGGUUUCCCCUCUCUCGAUGGGAGUUCGCCGCUGCCAUCGGUGUCUUCUUGGUCUUCAGCGCUGGUCUUUUCUGCAUCUACUUGACGAUGCCUCCUGCCGAGUAUGGAAAACUCAAGCUGCCAAGGACCAUCUCGGAUCUUCGCGUGCUUAAAGAUAAUCUUGCAACGUAUUCAAAGGAGUUUCCGGCGCAAUUCAUUCUGGGUUACUGCUCCACGUAUAUCUUCAUGCAGACCUUUAUGAUUCCUGGGACAAUUUUUAUGUCCUUGCUAGCUGGAGCUCUUUUUGGUGUUAUCAAAGGUCUUUUCUUGGUUGUCUUUAAUGCCACUGCUGGAGCUUGCUCGUGCUUUUUCUUGUCUAAGUUAAUAGGAAGGCCUUUAGUUAGCUGGUUGUGGCCAGAAAAGUUGAGAUUUUUCCAGGCAGAGAUUGCAAAGCGCAAGGAAAAGCUUCUUAAUUACAUGCUUUUCUUGAGGGUAACUCCAACAUUGCCAAACCUUUUUAUCAACUUGGCAUCCCCAAUUGUUGACAUACCGUUUCACAUUUUCUUUUUGGCAACUUUGAUUGGUCUUAUUCCAGCAGCAUAUAUCACAGUCAGGGCUGGCCUUGCUCUCGGGGAUCUGAAGUCAGUUAAAGAUCUAUAUGAUUUUAAGACAUUGUUCGUGCUUUUCCUCAUCGGUUCCCUCAUCAUAUUUCCUACCCUUUUGAAGAGGAAGCGAAUUUAUGAAUAAGAACACACUGUCAAAGGGGGCUUAUUAUGUGCCCCUACACACUAAAUUGUAAGCUCUAACAAUUAUAUAGAUUAGUUUUAUCCAAAAGAUUAUAUUGGAAAUUGUGGUGUACUAAUAUAGUUAAUUUCAUUCUUUUAAUAGAAAGAUGGGUUCAUAUACAAAACUCAGUGAAGCAUAUUUAAGAAUUUUGUAAUGUUAUGCACCAUCAUCAUGUACACAACAACAAUUCAUGCUUCUUUGUUGUAAUGGAAAAAAUGUUAUUACGGACAGGGUUAA
Cannabis sativa is the source of this 1394-nucleotide messenger RNA. RefSeq lists its product as uncharacterized. Lineage: Eukaryota; Viridiplantae; Streptophyta; Magnoliopsida; Rosales; Cannabaceae. The transcript has 4 exons. Gene Ontology annotation, cellular component: endoplasmic reticulum. The record is from RefSeq and is a predicted model, not a curated record. Bases 279 to 1118 code for a protein of 279 amino acids.